AGCGGCGGGCAGCGCCAUGGGGCUGGAGACGGAGAAGGCGGACACCCGCAUCUUCAUGGACGACGACAACUUCCCGCGGAGCGGCGGCCCCGCGCUGCCGGAGGCGGAGAAGUGCGCGGGGGACGAGCUGGACCGCGACCCCCACGGGCUGAACGCCCACCUCCAGCUGGGGUUCGAGGAUGUGAUCGCGGAGCCCGAGCUAACCCACUCCUUCGACAAAGUCUGGAUCUGCAGCCACGCUCUCUUCGAGCUCAGCAAGUACCUGAUCUACAAGCUCCUGACUCUGGUCCUUGCCAUACCGCUGGCCCUGGUCGUGGGGAUCGUCUUCGCGGUGCUCAGCUGUCUGCACAUCUGGAUUGUGGUGCCUUUCGUGAAAACCUGUCUCAUGGUCUUGCCUUCAGUGCAAACUAUAUGGAAGAGCCUGACAGAUGUUUUCGUUGUACCGUUCUUUCAGAGCCUAGGCCGAUGCUUUGCCAUGGUUAAUAUACGCCUGGACCAAGAGUAAACAUUAGGGAUGCGACACUGCUGUAAUUGUAGCUGGUGUUAUACCUCUUUGCUAACCUAACAUGGAAGCACUUACCAUUCAUUCCAAACUGUUAAAUUACAAUGGCUGGUUUAAGCGGGAACAUGCUAUUUUUUCUAAAACUCAUUUAUUUUCAGGGAGAUCAGUUUAAGAAUAAGUAGGCAGUUGUUGUAGCUCACUAUUUUAACAACAGAGCGAACGUGGAGUGUGUUGGCAACACUUUAUUUUAAUGGUACGUCGAUUGCUAGAUUACGGGAGAAUUCUCUUGGAGAUUUAACAGCCACCACAGUGAUAAUGAUUGGCGUUAUUACUAUAAAUAUUUAAAUAGGCUGUGAUACCUCAGGUGAAACUGAUCUCUAGGGUUUCCUAUUGACUUUACUGCAAGUGCACCAGGGAUCAUUUUUGGCCCUCACUAUGCAGAAUGAUCAACUGAGUCCUUUAUUAUCAGCAGUUAAAAUGAACGUGACUCAUUGCAUAAGCAUACAGAGAAAGGAACUGUUGUGUAAUUCUCCUAUGUUGUGGGGGGAAAGCUCCCUAGAAGUUUAUCCCUUAAAAUAAGGUGUUAGCUAAUGAUUUGGAACAUCAGCUAAUCUGUAUAUUUUAUUUAAUGAUAGGUUAACUUUGCUGUAUAUUUUGUACCUUUGUAAAUGGCACUUGAUCGGUUUUCUUUGAAGCAUUAUUCCUAUAGUAUUUCAAUUCUAACCAACUUAUUAGGCAGCAAGAGUGAGACACUGCAAAAAAUGACUUUAGAUAACUAAAAUUCCCAUUUCUAAAUGAUGUUGAUUUUUAAGUGUUGCCAUGCAAUUCUAGUAUAUUCAUUAUAUAUGGUUGCGUGUAAAAGCAAAGAUUAUAAGUGUUUUCAUACAAGACUAUGCAAAAGAGUUGGAAAUAUCUGUUUAUGAGAAAUGUUUUUUUAUUAAAAAUGGGGUGUAGUAAAUGCAACCCUGCCUAUUUCUGUGUAUUAUCUGUGUGAACAUUGUGAUAUUUAAAAUGAUAGACACUAUGUUGGCACUUUAACUAGGCAGCAAGCUCUUACAGAAGACAAGUGAGUGUAAUUGGUAUCCUUGUCUAAUUCUCCUCACCUGUUGACUUGACUCUCCAUGUUGCUUAUUUGCUACUUUAAAGCCUAACCCAUAAAAAAGCUGUUCUUCCUUCUGCACCUAAUAUGGCUUUGUAAACCAGAAUAACAGAACGUAUGCAGAGGUACAUUAAAAUUACAUUAGCCUUCUGAUGGGCUUAUGCUGCUGUUUUCUUUAAAUACAGAUGAUAAGUUGCAAUUGUAAAAUGUUUGUAUGAUUUAGAAUGUUAUUUUCUAAAAUAUCACAGAUUUCUUAUCAAACAAGAGAUACAUAAUAAAAUAAUAAAAUGUCAGCUUUUUCCUAUUUUCAACUUCAUUUUUUCAGGUUUUUCAACUUCUUAAAAAGCUUUUAAAAUGCUAAACAGCAUAGAAUACUAUGCAGUUCUUCCAAAAUAUGGGAGAGGGAAAAGAAAUGGAUGAGCAUCAAUACGGUUCCACUAUUAUCAACUGCAUUUAACUUAUUUAUAGUAGAAAAUGAUGUAUCUCUGUGUGUAAUUAAGCCCAUAUAGAAUGAUUGCUUUCUCUGAAGCAGGUCUCUCAGUGCGGAAUUUUGGCUACAUUCAAAAAAACGCUUCAUUCUUUUUACAGGUGCAUGCUUUAUUUACAGAUGAGCUGCCGAAUUUUCCUUUUCUUGCUUAUUGACCUACAGACGCUAGCUGACACUGUAUAUUCUUUGUACAUUGAGAACAUCUUUGUACGUUAAAAAUAUUUUUAACAUUUGUGAUAUUUAGAGAGGGAUUCAUAUGGCUUUUCAAAACUGGAUCUUAAUGAUUAGUGCCCAUGGAAACUUCCUGGAGUUUUUUUCUUCUGCAAGAAGUUAGCUUGCUGUUCAGAUGUGCUUUUCAAGAUACCUUUCUUAUGUUAAAAAUGGAAAUAUCUCUUUUGAAAAUAAAAAUUGGUCAGGCUAGGCUUGAA
Molecule: messenger RNA, 2516 nt
Organism: Gymnogyps californianus (California condor)
Lineage: Eukaryota; Metazoa; Chordata; Aves; Accipitriformes; Cathartidae
Gene: CAV2
Product: caveolin 2
Exons: 3
Coding region: 17-505 (162 amino acids)
Biological process (GO): insulin receptor signaling pathway; negative regulation of endothelial cell proliferation; caveola assembly
Cellular component (GO): caveola; Golgi apparatus; perinuclear region of cytoplasm
Molecular function (GO): molecular adaptor activity; protein kinase binding
Source: RefSeq, a predicted model, not a curated record